UACAGAAUCUUGUCGGAUUAAUUUGCUGGGACAUUUAUAAUGUUUUCGGUCCAGCGUGCGUUUUCUCUCAAGUUAAGCAAACAGCAUGUUGCCGAUGUGAGGCGACAAAUUGCCACUUCUACUUCCUAUUAUUGUGUAUUCUUCCUAUUCUUGUUGAGCAGUGUAUCAGGAUUUUUUUCCACGAUGUCCCUGUACGAGGUAUUAGAACCACUUGAUUACGAGGAAUUCUUGGGACAGCAUCAGUCAGUGCUGGACCGUGAUCCUUUAAAACCAAUACUAGAUUUUCCACCGAGAGACGUCGAAUUGAGAGUCGUAAAGAGGAAGAUUCGAACAGAGGAGCCAGUAGUAUCGCACGAAUCAAUUGAUACCGUGUCGCCUUAUGUGAAAAGAUGCAUUGAGAGUUUUACUUCAGACUGGGUCAUAAUAUAUCGUAAAUACAAAGGUAGAAUCUCACCUAUUGCCAGAGACAGAUUGCUUCAUGAUACACCUAGACAAGAUUUCGAGGUAGAUCAAGAAGAUGCAAAUGGCUGUGUAUCACCGAACGAGGAGGAUGAUUUGUCCAAUUCCGGAGAUACUCCGAGAGGAUCUUGGGCAAGUCUGGAUUUGCGGCAUUCGCAACAUGACCCUCUUCUGCCGAGUUUGUUAGAUCGUGUUUGCCUCGAAACGAUCGAUCAGAUGAACGAGCAUAAAAGAUUGGAGGAUCGACAGGAAGCCUUGUUUCCGCUUUACGCUCUUCCGACUUCUCCUGACGACGAGUGGCAAGAAAUCAGUGUUGCCCCGGAACCUACAGAACCUUUUGUUCAUACAAUUCUCGUAAAAUGUCUGCAAUUAAAGUUAGAAGUGGAGCUAAUAUUUGCGAGUCUUACAUUAUCUACUACUCAAUCUGAAAUGCUUUUGGAUCUAAUGUAUAGAAUCGCCAAGGGUUAUCAAGGAUCGCCUGAUCUUCGCCUGACUUGGCUCGCAAACAUGGCGCAGCAGCACAUGGAAAGGAAAAAUCACACGGAAGCAGCAAUGUGUUUGGUGCACAGUGCCGCUCUGGUAGUGGAAUAUCUUCAUCUACUCGAACCUGGUGACGGCGUUCGGCCCGUAGGAGCCGUUGCUGUGAACGCCGUAACACCGAACGCUUUAGAGGAGAGCGCCGUCGGCGAUGACGUACUAAUCAGAAGGAAAGAAGGGCUUUGCUUAAACCCUGAUUUUUCAGAAAGUGGAUUGACGGGUUUUUUGGAGCACGCGCCUAGCUUUUUUCACGCAACUGGAAUGUACGAAGCUAUUUCUGACGUCUAUAGGGCGUUGCUACCUAUAGCAGAAGCUGCACAUGACUACAAUAAAUUAACUAACAUUCACGGUAAACUUCACGAGGCAUAUACGCGUGUAGAACAAUUGGCCGGCAAGCGUGUCUUUGGGACGUACUUCAGAGUUGGUUUCUAUGGCGCCAGAUUCGGCGAUCUCGCCGGCGAAAAGUUUGUUUACAAAGAGCCAAUUUUAACAAAACUUUUGGAAAUAUUCUCGAGACUCGAGAACUUUUAUGCCGAGAGAUUCGGCGCGGAGAAUAUAGUUAUAAUAAAGGAUUCGAAUCCUGUGGAUCCUAGCAAGCUGGAACCGGACAAAGCUUAUGUACAGAUCACUUACGUGGAGCCGUACUUCGAAGCACACGAGCUUAGACACAGACUUACAGUUUUUCAUCGGAAUUUCAACAUGAAACGAUUUGUUUAUGCGACAUCUUUUACUCCUGGUGGCAAAGCUUACGGUGAAUUAUGUGAACGGUGUAAACGGAAGACUAUAUUGACGGUGACGACACAUUUCCCAUAUCUGAAAACCAGAAAUUGAGUUGUGGCUCGAAAACAGAUAGUCCUGAGUCCCAUCGAAGUGGCAAUUGAAGACAUACAGAAGAAGACUCUCGAGGUGGCUGCUGCAACCGCUCAAGAACCACCUGACGCAAAGAUGCUGCAAAUGGUCCUUCAAGGUUGCAUUGGCACGACGGUUAAUCAAGGACCCGCUGAAGUAGCGGUCGUGUUUCUUUCCGGUUUGCGCGAACAAAAUGCGCAGCCGACCAGAUUGCAGCACAAGCUUCGUUUGUGUUUGAAAGAUUUCCAGAAAAAGUGUCUCGACGCUUUGCGGCACAAUAAGAAUCUGAUUGGUCUCGAUCAGCGGGAUUAGGAGCUGGAGAGAUAUUAUCAGAGAUUGACCGAGAGAUUGGCACCUCUCAUUGCUUGGAGUGGACCGUCCUUAAUUAAUCAGCAAGACUGUACUCCUCCGCGCUGGUAGGGAAAUGAAACACUGCCAUAAAAGCUUACCAAAGACUAAUGUAUCCAAUUAUUAAU
Molecule: messenger RNA, 2321 nt
Organism: Temnothorax curvispinosus
Lineage: Eukaryota; Metazoa; Arthropoda; Insecta; Hymenoptera; Formicidae
Product: dedicator of cytokinesis protein 7-like
Biological process (GO): small GTPase-mediated signal transduction; positive regulation of GTPase activity
Molecular function (GO): guanyl-nucleotide exchange factor activity
Source: RefSeq, a predicted model, not a curated record